AUGGCUGAACGAUAUACCUUGGUCACAGAGCCACAGCUCAUAAUCGAUCAGGAUACAGUCGUGCAGAACAACACACACAUGACGAGAUUUGGUGAUUCGAACUUCUGUGUGUGGGUCAUGAAGCAGCUCAACACAGUCGGUCGUUGGCACAUGGUUGAACCGUUCGUCAGGCUCCCUGGCCAGAUGCUCGAUGUUCAGACCAUCAACCAGAGACUCCACAGUGGCGGCUAUCCCGACGCUGCGACCUUGCAGCAAGAGCUUCUGUCCAUUCCCACCAACUGGCUGAAAAACAACUCAGGUCAGAACCGCAGACAUGCGAAAGCUAAUGAUCUCUUACUUGAGCUCCCUGCACUCUUCAGGUCAAGAAACCGCGUGGACAACGCACACAGAAGAAGCCAACAGCAGCAGCAGCCACCUACUGGUCCCUCGGUCUCUGCCUCUGCUAACACCAACCCUGGUACCGCUGGCAAUGCUGCUUCCGGCAGUGGCCAGAAUCCUGCACAGGGAUCUGCUCAGGUAUCUGUUCAGGAUUCCGCUCAGAAUGCCGCCCAGGGUGCUGCUGCCGCUGCCGCUACCGCUCAAAAUGCUCUUUCUCUUCUGUCGCCUGCUGCCGCCUCUCAACCUCCUGUUAUUGUCACCCGGGAAUUGUCCAUCCCCAUCCGCCUUAGCGCCCCACCUCCUGGAUCCUCUCGCAAGCCUAACAGUCACUCUGAAAGAAGACCAGUUGAGAACCGAGCAAGCAACACUGGCACCUCCGAGUACUCCUUUGGCAGGGACAUUGAGGACGCACUCCGCGAAGGCAGCGAGGAGGCAUCUGAGCACAGCUCCGCACUACAUCAGGCACGUGCUGGAAAGAAAAGAGCAGCCAGUGGUGACAACAUUGGCACAGACUCCAAGAGGGUCCGCCAGGAGACCCCUAAGUACAAGUAUCGGUAUGUGUUGAGAACAACCGUUGACAUAAGACUGAAGAUACUGACGAACCGCAGCGAGCUGCGCGUGGAGAUCGCUGGAGUGUUUGACAGGGAGAUGGAACUCGUUCACUCAGGCGGUUCCAGCAUUGAGCUUGCUGAAGGCGCACAACGCUAUGUUGAUCACGUAUCUCAGAUGGAUGCCAGAGCCAUGGAGAAGGCCAGAAAGGUAGACCUGAACGGGAUUAAGGAGGACUGUGUCGAAGAGCUCGAGAAACUUCUCGUAGAGGCCGUCCAGGAGCACAUCAACAAGGUACUUGCCAGCAAGGGUCAGUACAUCCAUCCCAGAGUGUCGUUGUCUAGCAAGAUGGAGGAUGAGGAGGAGGACAACAAUGACCAGGAACAUGAAUCGAAGGCCAAGGUCAAGAGGGAGUAA
This is a messenger RNA of Aureobasidium musti, 1344 nucleotides long. The record is from the annotation of a GenBank genome assembly. Lineage: Eukaryota; Fungi; Ascomycota; Dothideomycetes; Dothideales; Saccotheciaceae.